Molecule: messenger RNA, 1464 nt
Organism: Punctularia strigosozonata HHB-11173 SS5
Lineage: Eukaryota; Fungi; Basidiomycota; Agaricomycetes; Corticiales; Punctulariaceae
Exons: 4
Coding region: 1-1464 (487 amino acids)
Biological process (GO): nucleoside transmembrane transport
Cellular component (GO): fungal-type vacuole membrane; plasma membrane
Molecular function (GO): nucleobase transmembrane transporter activity; nicotinamide riboside transmembrane transporter activity
Source: RefSeq, a predicted model, not a curated record
AUGGUCUCAUCUCCAUCGGCGGGCUACCGCCCGCUUCCGCAAGGCCCGGACGCAGCUGAGGAGCCGGAGACCGCGCCUCACCAUCUUUCGGAGUCCCUCGUAGUGGGAACGGACGCGGAACAACUCGAAGAUGUCCCGGUCGUGCUUCCUCCGGAGGAGGCUCUGGACGCCAGGGUGCGAUGGGUGUACUUCAUGCUCGGCAACGCCGUGCUACUUCCUUGGAAUGCGAUGAUCACCGCGACGCCGUACUUCCUUGCGAGACUGGAAGGCUCUUCCCUGAAGAGCACGUUCAGCUCGUACCUGUCGGCUACCUUCACGAUCGCCAAUUGCGGCUUCCUAGCGCAUGCGACCAUAACGUCGAAGCAGUCUUCCCGUACUGUGCGCGUACGACAUAGUACGCUAUGGCUGGCUCUGUCUUUGUUCCUCCUUACCGCGUCGACCUUUGUCCACAUGCCUCCCGGGCUCUUCUUCGCAUUCGUGAUCCUGAACGGCAUCCUCCAGUCCGCGGCGGGGUCUUACCUCCAAGCGUCCGUGGUCGCCGUCGCCUCCCUCUUCGGUCCGCUUGCCAUGCAGGCCGUCAUGACGGGCCAAGCCGUCGUCGCCGUUCUCAUCAGCGCCGUCCAGCUCCUGAGCGCGUCCGCCUCGAUCCACGCCUCCGCCGUGAGCGACGGCUCGGCCGAAGAAAAGUCCGCGUUCGCGUUCUUCGGGCUGUCGACCCUGUUCCUGCUGGCCACGGUCGGCGCGCACGCCUGGCUCGUCCGCCUGCCGGUGUACCAGGCGGUCGCGGUCCCGUUCGAGCAACACUCGAAGCUGCUCGUGGACGCGACACACCGGCGCGAACGCUCCCGCUCGUUCUCGGGCGAACAGCUCGAGCUCGAGUCGACCCGGCUAUCCCGCGUCUUCAAGCUCAACCUGACGUACAACGUUGCCGUCGCGUACGUCUUCGUCGUCACUCUGGCCGUGUUCCCUCCCAUCACAGUAUCCAUCACGCCCGUCAACAAGGCGAUCCAUCCCCUGGUCUUCAGCUCGAUCCAUUUCCUCGUCUUCAACUGCGGCGACUACCUCGGGCGCUACAUCUGCGGCUUCCACCGGUUCGUCAUCUGGUCCGCCCGACGCCUGCUCGCGCUCUCCGUCCUGCGCACGCUCUUCAUCCCGCUGUUCCUGAUGUGCAACGUCACCCGGUCCGCUGCGCUGCCGCCGAUCCCGCCCGUGAUCAACUCGGACUGGCUCUUCAUGCUCAUCCUUUUCCUCUUCGGGCUCUCGAACGGGUACAUCUCUAGCCUGUGCAUGAUGGCCGCGCCGUCGCUGGAGCACAACCCACGGCUGAAGGGCCGGCAGGACGACGUGGACACGGCGGCGACCAUCACCGGCUUUUCGCUCGUCGGCGGGCUGGCGAUCGGGAGCAUCGCGAGCUUUGCCGUCCGGGCGGCGGUUUGCGGAGGGUGCAAUCCUUUCACGGAAUGA